Plectropomus leopardus (leopard coralgrouper) is the source of this 3011-nucleotide messenger RNA. NCBI's taxonomy places the organism in Eukaryota, Metazoa, Chordata, Actinopteri, Perciformes, Serranidae. The record is from RefSeq and is a predicted model, not a curated record.
CGAGAUGAAUGCAUUGGCUUUGUACAGUCCAGUGCCCGGAAUGACUGUGAUAAUGGACAUCUUAUAUUUUCUCUGGAUACUGCCAACUGUGUGGGCUGUCGAAGAAGUACUAAUGGAUUCAACAACCGCUACAGCAGAACUGGGCUGGACCAUCUACCCAUCACAGGGGUGGGAAGAAGUUAGCGGCUAUGAUGAAAACAUGAACACCAUCCGGACAUACCAGGUGUGCAAUGUCUUCGAUAGCAGCCAGAACAACUGGGUACGGACCAAAUACAUCCGCCGCCGUGGUGCUCAGCGCAUCCAUGUCCAGAUGAAGUUCUCAGUGCGUGACUGCAGUUCCAUUCCCAAUGUCCCUGGCUCCUGCAAGGAGACCUUCAACUUGUAUUAUUAUGAGUCUGACUCUGACACAGCCACUAAAUCAUCUCCACCCUGGAUGGAGAACCCCUGGGUAAAAGUGGACACUAUAGCAGCUGAUGAGAGCUUCUCUCAAGUUGAUCUUGGUGGCCGCAUCAUGAAGAUCAACAGUGAAGUCAGAAGUUUUGGACCCGUUUCUCGCAAUGGCUUCUACCUUGCUUUCCAGGAUUAUGGUGCCUGCAUGUCACUCAUUGCUGUUAGAGUUUUCUAUAGGAAAUGCCCCAGUGUGAUCCAGAAUGGUGCCGUCUUUCCUGAGACUCUGUCUGGAGCAGAGAGCACCUCUCUAGUGGCAGCCAGAGGGGUGUGUGUUCCCAAUGGGGAGGAAGUGGAUGUACCCAUUAAGCUGUACUGUAACGGGGAUGGCGAGUGGAUGGUACCCAUUGGGCGCUGCAUGUGCAAAGCCGGGUAUGAGGCGAUGAUCCAGCAGUGCUUGGAGACUUGUGUAUCAGGUUUCUUCAAGACUGCACAGGGAGACCACAAAUGCCUGCAGUGCCCCAUCAACAGUCGAACCACCAGUGAGGGAGCAACUAACUGUGUCUGUCGAAAUGGCUACUACCGCACUGACUCCGACCCUCCACAGAUGCCUUGUACAACUGUUCCAUCAGCUCCACAAAAUGUCAUCUCCAUUGUGAAUGAGACCUCUUUGAGGCUGGAGUGGAGCCCACCACAGGAAGGUGGUGGCCGAGAAGAUGUUGUCUACAACAUAAUAUGUAAGAGCUGUGGCAGUGGACGGGGUGGCUGCACCCGCUGUGGAGACAAUGUGCAGUUUGUCCCACGACAGCUGGGACUGACUGACACCCGUGUCCAAAUCAGUGACCUACUGGCUCACACCCAGUACACCUUUGAAAUACAAGCUGUCAACGGAGUGUCUGACCAGAGUCCUUAUUCACCACAGUACACAUCUGUCAACAUCACCACAAACCAGGCUGCACCAUCAGCAGUGUCCAUCAUCCACCAGGUGAGCAGAAGCCCUCACAGCAUCACUCUGUCCUGGUCCCAGCCUGAUCAGCCCAAUGGAGUGAUUCUGGACUAUGAACUCCAGUACUAUGAGAAGAACCAGGCAGAGUGGAACUCGUCUCUAACAAGGAGUCAGACCAACACCGCAGUCAUACACGGCUUGAGGCCUGGCACUAUCUAUGUCUUCCAGGUUCGGGCCCGGACUGUCGCUGGGUUUGGACGCUUUAGUGGCAAAAUGUACUUCCAAACCAUGACUGAAGGUGAAUACAACUCCAGUAUCCAAGAGAAGCUUCCCCUCAUCAUCGGCUCCACUGCAGCAGGAGUAGUCUUCUUCAUCAUCGCCAUCACUGUCCUUAUAAUUGUUUGCCGCAGGAGAAGUUCUGACAGAACAGAAUCAGAGUACACAGACAAACUCCAACAUUACACCAGUGGUCACAUGUCACCAGGAAUGAAGAUCUACAUUGACCCCUUCACGUAUGAAGACCCUAAUGAAGCAGUCAGAGAGUUUGCCAAGGAGAUUGAUAUUUCCUGUGUCAAGAUUGAACAAGUUAUUGGUGCAGGUGAGUUUGGGGAAGUGUGCAGUGGAAACCUCCGGCUGCCUGGGAAGAGAGAGAUCCUGGUGGCAAUUAAGACGCUAAAGGCAGGCUACACAGAACGCCAGAGGCGGGACUUCUUGAGUGAAGCAUCCAUCAUGGGUCAGUUUGACCACCCCAACAUCAUCCAUCUGGAGGGGGUGGUGACUAAGAGCAGCCCCGUGAUGAUCAUCACUGAGUUCAUGGAGAAUGGAUCCCUCGACUCCUUCCUCAGGCAAAAUGAUGGGCAGUUCACAGUGAUCCAGCUGGUGGGAAUGCUGCGUGGCAUAGCAGCAGGGAUGAAGUACCUAUGUGACAUGAACUAUGUCCAUCGAGACCUGGCAGCUAGAAACAUCCUCGUCAACAGCAACCUGGUGUGCAAAGUGUCUGACUUUGGCCUGUCACGCUUCCUUGAGGAUGAUACUUCAGACCCCACCUACACCAGUGCUCUGGGAGGGAAGAUUCCCAUUCGGUGGACGGCUCCAGAGGCCAUUCAGUACAGGAAGUUCACCUCCUCCAGUGAUUGCUGGAGCUAUGGCAUAGUCAUGUGGGAGGUGAUGUCAUAUGGAGAGAGGCCCUAUUGGGACAUGAGCAAUCAAGAUGUAAUCAAUGCCAUAGAGCAGGACUACAGGUUGCCACCACCCAUGGAUUGUCCCAGUGCACUGCAUCAGCUGAUGCUGGACUGCUGGCAGAAAGACCGCAACAACCGGCCCAAAUUCAGCCAGACUGUCAGCACCCUGGACAAGAUGAUACGCAACCCCAACAGCCUCAAGGCCAUGACACCACUGUCAUCAAGUGUUCACUUACCUCUGCUUGAUCGCACCACUCCAGACUUCUCCUCUUUCAGCACAGUGGAUGAGUGGCUGGAAGCCAUUAAGAUGGGCCAGUACAAGGAAAACUUUGCCAAUGAAGGCUUCACCAGCUUUGAUGUGGUUUCUCAAAUGACCAUGGAGGACAUCCUCAGAGUGGGAGUGACGCUGGCCGGUCACCAGAAGAAAAUCCUUAACAGCAUCCAGUCCAUGAGGGCCCAGAUGAACCAGAUCACUUCAGUGGAGGUGUGAACUCACA